Pogoniulus pusillus (Red-fronted tinkerbird) is the source of this 4697-nucleotide messenger RNA. RefSeq names its product sphingosine-1-phosphate receptor 3 (gene S1PR3). Gene Ontology annotation, biological process: adenylate cyclase-activating G protein-coupled receptor signaling pathway; regulation of metabolic process. The coding region runs from base 417 to 1559 and encodes 380 amino acids. The record is from RefSeq and is a predicted model, not a curated record. NCBI's taxonomy places the organism in Eukaryota, Metazoa, Chordata, Aves, Piciformes, Lybiidae. Gene Ontology annotation, cellular component: cytoplasm; plasma membrane. Gene Ontology annotation, molecular function: sphingosine-1-phosphate receptor activity. The transcript is spliced from 2 exons.
CAGGCUGAGACCUGUCUGCCCGUCGGGGCCGUCGGCGCGGCCGCGCAGCUCUCCUGCUGCGGGCGACGGGGGAGGUGCCCCGGGCCCGCUGGGCUUGGAGAGCGGCGCCGCAUCUCCUGCUGGACCGAUUGUCUCGAGAGCGGGAAAGCCGCCGUUGCGGGCGCUGCCUUCAGGCGGUCACGUAAAGGCGUCGUGGCAGGCACGGAGCGGCGGCGGGCUGGGUGGAAAUACUGAGACUAGCCUGGUUUGUGAGCCACAUUCCCAAAUUAAUAUGCGAGGCUUGCUGGAGCUGGGGAUACACGCCGCAUGCCCAGAGGAGUGCUUGAAGGAACGAGGUUUGAUCUCCCUCUUGUGGAGAGUUAUCAGAACUAAAUUCUUGUGAUACUAAAGAAGAAAAGUCCAGCAUCGGUGAACAAAUGAUGGCUGCAGUUACCAUGUCACCUGAUGCUCUUGUCAACCUUCAAGGGAAUGAAGAGAUGGACUCUCUGAUCGUACUGCAUUACAAUUACACGGGAAAACUUAUGCUAAGGGAAAAGGCAACUGAUAAUGUAGAUCUGCCCACUGUUGCAUUUCUGAUCCUAUGUAGCUUCAUAGUCUUGGAAAACUUGAUGGUGUUGAUUGCCAUAUGGAAAAACAAUAAAUUUCACAACCGCAUGUACUUUUUUAUUGGCAAUCUAGCUCUCUGUGAUCUUUUAGCCGGGGUUGUUUACAAAGUCAACAUUCUUAUGUCUGGGAAGAAAACUCUGAGCUUGUCUUCCACAAUCUGGUUCAUUAGGGAAGGCAGCAUGUUUGUUGCUCUGGGAGCCUCCACUUUCAGCUUGCUGGCAAUAGCUAUAGAGCGACAUUUGACCAUGAUUAAAAUGAGGCCUUAUGAUGCAAAUAAAAAAUACAGGGUGUUCCUUCUCAUUGGUACAUGCUGGCUUAUUUCAGUUUCCUUGGGUGCCUUACCCAUCCUUGGAUGGAACUGUAUAAACAACUUACCAGACUGCUCAACCAUUUUGCCUCUGUACUCCAAGAAGUAUGUCGUGUUCUGCAUUAGUAUCUUCAUAGCCAUUUUGGUUGCCAUUGUCAUCCUCUAUGCCCGUAUCUACAUCCUGGUGAAGUCCAGCAGUCGUAAUGUCACUAACCACAAUAACUCCGAGCGCUCCAUGGCACUCCUUAGGACUGUCGUGAUUGUUGUUAGUGUCUUCAUUGCGUGUUGGUCUCCGCUGUUCAUCCUCUUCCUCAUCGAUGUGGCUUGCAGAGUGAAGGAGUGCUCUGUCUUAUACAAAGCAAACUGGUUUAUUGCUCUGGCAGUCAUCAAUUCUGCAAUGAACCCCAUCAUCUACACUCUAGCCAGUAAAGAAAUGCGCCGGGCUUUCUUUCGCCUUGUUUGUGGCUGCUUAGUGAAGUCAAAGGUUGCGAGAUCUUUGCCUAUUCAGCCCACACCAGAUCACAGUCGUAAAUCCAGCAGCAGCAAUACUCAGAAGCCAAAGGAAGAUUCCUCACCAAAGAAUGUUCCAUCUUGUAUUGCUGAGAAAAACGAAUCUUCAUUUCAUAAUGGAAACUCCUGUAAGUAAAGAACUCCUCAAGACAAUUAACCUGUCUGUGGCUUUUACUACUUUUAAACUACAAGUGUAGUUUAAGUAUUCAUGCACUUAAGUCACAGGGAAAUACACUAACCACUUACUUUGAGGACUUAUUUAUCAACAAUCAUUUGCUUUGUGUGUUCAUUCAGUAACACACCUGAUGCAGAAAAAACUUUCCAUGCUACGCAACAGCCAGGACAGAGUCUAUGCACAUGUAAUGACAUUGUGCACCAUAAUGACAUUGCACAGUGAGGUUGCACCUGGCACGACCUUGUUUUGCAAGACAUCAAUCAGAUGUGUUAGAAACUUCAGCAUUCACUAAACAUUGAUCAUGAUCAGAAAUGAGCCUGAUUAUUGAUGCCUUCAAAGAAAAGCUCGUUACAUGUGUUGGUGAUUAUAGUUCUCCCUGUGUGUCUUCCUGUUAUGUUAAUGGCCUUAUAUGUGGCCUAAAUAGCUGUAUAUUUGUAAAAUUCCUUAUCAAAAGGUUGUUGUUUGAUAAAAGUUUACAAUAUAUAUACUAAACGUUGUGUUGCAUUAUACAGUGUAAGGUGACGAAUUACACAGACGUGUUUCAGUGGGGAUAUUUGAAAAUAUAUGAAGUAGUAGUUUUUAACUGACAGAAACUUUAAUAUGGCAUAUCAUGGCAGUAUUUUUAUUUUUUGUUUUGACUGUUAUUCAGACUUUCCAUGUUUAGUGAAAGACAGGGUGAUGGUUGUCACUGUGGCGUUUCACAACUCAUUUUAAACAAGCAGUAGUAAAUAACCAUUAAGAGAGGCUAGAUAUGUUGGCUAUUUAAAGUAGUUAAAGUGUGACCCAACAAUACACAUGUAUCAAGUGUAUGUACUGUUUUAAUGCAUAUAUUUUUACUUACUAUUUCCAUUGUAUUUAAAAAUGUAUGUCAAACCUAUGUAAACCUGUGUACAUUGUGAAUGCACUACCUAAGCUCAUAUUCUUCAGUUCUGAAACAGAGACUUAGCAUUUCAGAAAGUAAUGAACCACAAAGGGUCCCUGUGAAGUUCUUUCAUUUCACUCCAGUCACUGUCACAGAAUUGGAUUGUAUUAGAACUCUCACUGGGAAGAACAGCCAGUGGGACAAAAUCUCAUUUUCUGGCAAUGAAACCCUGUGCUUCUACUGUCUCCAGGCAGUUCUGCAGAUAUGAGGCGGAAGAUGUGGUACAGCGAGAUUGUGCCAAAGGGCAUACCUCCAUUUAUACCUUAUCCUCCCUUGAAAGCCUCUUUAGUUGGAAGACCUGAAGCCCCAGACUUAACUUCUUGAGAGGCUAUGUAUGAAAACCGCUUCAUGGUUCAUCAGUUCCUUAUCAGCCUCGGUACAGAACGGUGUUCAGCAUCAAAGAGAUUCCCUGUGACUUAGAGCAGUUAAGCCUUUAUAAAUACCUUUUUUUCAAGUCCCUGUGGGAGGCACCCAUGGUAUUUCCAUCGAUAGUACUUUGCAGAUAGAGGUUUCAGUGGAGAUCAAUGGGCUCCUACUGUCUUUCAGUAAGAAUGUAAGCAUAUAACUUUAUUGAGCUCUUCCAAAGGUUUGUGUAUAAUGUCUCUAACCACACCUUGCCUUAUGCACAAUCAGAAGUAGUUGAGGCUUUUAAUACACAUCCUGGAAAAGCUCAUCCUUAUCUUUACUCUGGUCUUAAUAAUCAAAAGGAACAGCAUUAGACUUUUCCCGAGCAUAUGUAGUGUGUAAGUUGUGUAAUGUGUGUAGAAGAAGCCUUUAAAAUGUAGAGGUUUGCAUUGUGAUUAUCUUUUACAAAAUUAACAGUAAACAUUAUACACUGUUGGAAAAGUGUAAGAGCAAAGAAAAAAAAUGUAUUUGUAUGAAAUAACUGUGAAAGAGAAUAGUAAAUAAGAAAUAAAUUCUACAAAAAAACUGUUAAAAAGCAGUGCACUUAAUAAGAAAAAGCUAAACUAAGCUAAGAAUAAUUACCUGUGUGAACUGCAGAUACAGGCUGGGUAGCUCUGUAGCUAUGGCAGUUUGAGAGAAAUAGAAAUGGUGACAUUGCAUGCAAUGUCUUGCUUCAUAUAUUAGAUCUGACAGUGCUAUUGGCUGUAUUUUAAGUGUGGAAAUUCUCCUCUGAAGUUGUGUCUUUGAAAACUGACAGCUGAACUGUUUGUAUACUUAAAAAUGUUAGAUCACAAGGUGGUAGCAUGUGGCAGCAUUCCUCCCUGUUGUAGAGCAGAAGAGACUUAGCAACACAGUGGUUUGCAAAAACAUGGCUUCCCCCACACCAAAUGUCAUGUCAAGGAUACUGCAUGAUUCUCACUAUUUAUAUAGUGGGGAAAAAUAAAAUAUCUGAAGUCCCAGUAUAUGCACUUGAAAGUCAAUUUGUAACAUCUGGAUUGUAGCCUUAGCUAUUGUCAGAGCUGAUGCUAGGUACAGGCCCUGCAAGCAGCUCCCCUGUUGGAGGCCACAUGAUUUCUUGUUGGUACUUUCAUUCUACUUAGACCUUCUUCUCCAUUUUUGGAGCUUUGGGGAUAUUUUGUUAGUUCACUACCCUGCUGUACUUGAAGCAGCUCCUAAGAUUAAUGGAUUGACAUGUUACACUGAUAACACCGUUUACAAAGUAUUUCUAACUUGGUAAAAAACCCAACUUGUGGAUACAGCCUUCAGUGGGUAGAUCCCAGUGGGACAUGUUAAAGCACAGAUUCUGGAAGAUUUCAGAGCAGAAUUUUAAAGUAGGACAAGGCAAGCGUUUAGUAGCACUGGAUUAUUCACAAGCAGGAAAGUAUCCUAUCUUUGAGGCUAGAAAAGGAGAAUAGGUGCUUUUACUCUUAAAAUAUUGCAAAAUUAUUUAAAAUACAUCUCAGGAUCCAAACUUUUUAUGACCUGAUUUUGAAUAUACAAGAAAUUGAAUCAAGUGUCUCUUUUCCAAAUUGGUUUUACAUGGAGCAAAAGCUGCAAAGGAUACUAACAUUAAAUUGAUGCUAUUUUCUCAAUUAUUUAUUUUGAUUCUGGAUUAUGAAAGAAAUGAAACCACCAGAGGAGAAAAAAAAGUGCUCACCAAUGUGCUUUUCAGGAGUGUUCUAUUGCCAACAGCCCUACGGAAUAUUGUCAACUGAUUAGGUACCAUAAAGGUUUUGAAGACUUUUAAUUAAAUUCCAGACCUUUGAACUGAA